Molecule: messenger RNA, 3008 nt
Organism: Magallana angulata
Lineage: Eukaryota; Metazoa; Mollusca; Bivalvia; Ostreida; Ostreidae
Product: arylsulfatase I-like
Exons: 15
Coding region: 458-2095 (545 amino acids)
Source: RefSeq, a predicted model, not a curated record
GGCCAACCAGCAUGGAGCAUUUGUACUUGAUUUUGAAUUGCAGUUGCAUCGUCUCCCCCAGGACAUUAUCCCCAGUUUGUCCGAAUCUGUGACGUGUUGCACAGCUAACUUAGGGUUAGAACCUCGAAAGGUAAAACCACGAUCAUCGGCUGAUAAAAAGUUUCAGCAGCGCUUAGUCACAGUAAACAUUGUUACGUAUGCUACAGUCAGGACUGCCUUUCUUUAAAAGAUUGCGCAACAUUCCAGUAGUAGUCGAGGAUCAGUGAGCUUUUUGAAUCAGGGUGCGCGUGUUUACCUGUUCCGCGUGAGUGACCGAGCGUUGUUAUUGGUGGAUAUUGGUCAGUAUCAACGAGAGCUUCAGAUAUGAUACAAGUAUAUUUUGGAGACAGUUCCCAGACAUAGAGAUACGGUUUCUCUUUUCCUUAAUAACUCUACAGUGAUAUUUCUCCCUUUUGUGAUGGGAGAUAUAGGGACGUUUGGUGUAGUUUUAAUUGGUCUGUGUUUUCUGGUUUCCUCUGCAGAAGGAGCCAAAAGACCACCACACAUACUCUAUAUCGUUGCGGACGACUUAGGUUGGAAUGAUGUUGGGUGGCACAAUCCGGACAUCAAGACACCAAAUCUGGACAGAAUGGCGGGGGAAGGGGUGAUUCUGAACUCCUCCUAUGUACACCCUAUUUGUACACCGUCACGGAACAGUUUUUUGACCGGUGUAUACCCUUUCCGAGUGGGCUUAUCAGGCACUGCGAUCACUCCGCACCAAGCAAGGUUUAUGUCACUCAAAACUCCAACUCUUCCAGAGAAACUGAAGAAGCUUGGUUACUCGACCCAUAUGAUCGGAAAGUGGCACCUUGGUUUUUGUAACGAGAGGUACACGCCAACACGCCGUGGCUUCGACUCCUUCCUGGGUUUCUACACGGGAACUCAAGACUACUACAAACACACCACAGCGAAAGGUUACGACUUCCGGUUUAACCAAACCGUGUUCUACCCCCCAAAGAAGCAGUACUCCACCAAAACCUAUGCCAAACGAGCAGUGGACAUCAUAACGGAACACAAAAGGAAGAAGAAUCCUCUGUUUUUAUACCUCGCCUUCCAAUCAGUGCACACGCCAUUACAGGUUCCUAAAAAGUAUGAAAAACAGUACAACAACAUUAAAAACAAAGACCGACGGGUUUAUUCUGGUAUGGUAACGGCCAUGGACGAUGCCAUUGGAGCUGUAAUGGCGGCCUUCCGGAAACACAAGUUCAUGGGAAAUCUCAUUGUGGUGUUCACUACAGAUAAUGGCGGAGCAGCUCACAUCGUUGGGAACAACUUUCCGUUGCGCGGCUCCAAGACCACUGUGUGGGAGGGGGGAACCAGGGCGGUGUCCUUUGUCUACAGCAAAAACCUACUGAAGAAGGCGGGAUAUACUCACGAGGGCUUGUUCCACGCUACCGACUGGUUUCCUACUAUUCUUGCAGUAGCUGGGGGCAAACCAAAACAGGAAAAGCAGCUGGACGGUGUUAAUCAGUGGCCGAUGAUUCGAUCUGGUAAACCGUCCAGGAGGACUGAGUUUGUGUACGAAAUAGACAAGUCCAGACCGGUGUCCGCAAUCAGAAUGGGUAAAUACAAGCUAAUUGUGGGGAACCCAGGGGAUUACAACAACUGGUACAGAAUCGCUAGGUCUAACAGCUUCUGUCCAAUCUAUGACGAAAACGAGACCGGAAGUGACGAGGAUAUAUUUAUAUACGAGUCACUGAACAACAUUGUCAGAAAUGCAAAAGGCUAUGUAAAAUGGUUAUCAUCCAAACUUCCCGGAUACAGAAUGGUGAGAAAAUGGCACAGAUAUAGACAACUGGAACGGUGUAGAAAGUUAAAGAAAAGGGAUAAGGCGAAGUGGCGCUUCCCCAGAUAUCUGCUGUACGAUUUAGAAGCUGAUCCUUCAGAAAGAAAGAACAUAGCUGGUUACAAGCCAGUGUUAGUGAGGAAAAUGAAGGCACGCUUAGAACAUUAUCAGAGGAAAACUAAAUAUGUGGCUAAACAGAGUAAAAGGAGAGUGGCAGCAGCGGAUCCAAAGCACCAUCAUGGCGUUUGGACGCCGGGGUGGUGCACAUGAGAUUUCAUGUGCACUGUUCCUGUAUUAUGUUAUACUUUUAGUCCAUAGAUAAGAUGCUUCCGGGGACUAGUAACGCUUGUGUAUACCGGUGUUUGUAGUGGCGUAGUAAGAACUAUUUUUGUAAACUAGUUAUAAUUAUAGAACUGUGAACAACAGUUAAUGUGUUACCAAAUAAACGAACUGUUUGCUUUACGAACCGAAAAGAUUGCAACGAAGGUUUACUUCACUGGCAACUGGUGUUGACUAUUUUUCUCAUAAUAAAAAAUAUUUACCCUUUACCUAACAGUAUAUUUUUUUCGGUAAAGGAUAUAUAUUUUUUCAUUAUGAGAAAAUAUAUAACGGCGUAUUGAGCCUGUGGUUUACUUCAAUUUUUUGGUAAUUAUAUAUCGUAUAUUAAUUUUAUCGAAUAUGAAGAAUAGUGUAGUUUUAUCAUCAUCACUUGCCCUAGUUUGCUUACUGUGACCAAUAAUGUUCGACAUUGACCUGCAAAAGUUUUUAUAUAAUUAUAAGGAAAGAAAGGAAGUAUUCAAUUACAAAUUGUUUGUCAACAUCAUUUGCAAUCGCUAUUCACGUUUGUUGAAGACCUGACUGUGCAAUGAAGUUUAUUUAUUUUCUGGGAAUUGUAUGACUUGGUAGGCUUUCAAAUAGGAUGUUUUUACGAAUUUUGUUUAACUAUUAAAAUUACAAGUAUAUUUUUUUCUUUUUUAAGAGUCACAAAAAUGACAAACUAGGUCAUUUUUUAUGCUUGAAUGUCAAAUGCCAGGUCAAAAGAGGUAAGAUCAGGUUACACAGAGUAUCUUGUGUUGUACCGAAAGUUAGUGCCAUGUUUAUAUUUACGAAUUAUAUGCUGUAAAGAAAUACCAAAAUGACUGUGAAAGAAAACAAAAGUUAAAUAAAAAUCCUCCUAAAUUAA